This is a messenger RNA of Trichomonas vaginalis G3, 744 nucleotides long. RefSeq lists its product as uncharacterized. Lineage: Eukaryota; Parabasalia; Trichomonadida; Trichomonadidae. Bases 1 to 744 code for a protein of 247 amino acids. The transcript has a single exon. The record is from RefSeq and is a predicted model, not a curated record.
AUGUAUGACCUCCUCACUGUUCUCGUGAACUAUUUCAUCACUGUUCUCAUGUAUGACCUCCUCACUGUUCUCGUGAACUAUUUCAUCACUGUUCUCAUGUAUGACCUCCUCACUGUUCUCGUGAACUAUUUCAUCACUGUUCUCAUGUAUGACCUCCUCACUGUUCUCAUGAACUAUUUCAUCACUGUUCUCAUGUAUGACCUCCUCACUGUUCUCGUGAACUAUUUCAUCACUGUUCUCAUGUAUGACCUCCUCACUGUUCUCGUGAACUAUUUCAUCACUGUUCUCAUGUAUGACCUCCUCACUGUUCUCAUGAACUAUUUCAUCACUGUUCUCAUGUAUGACCUCACUGUUCUCAUGAACUAUUUCAUCACUGUUCUCAUGUAUGACCUCCUCACUGUUCUCAUGAACUAUUUCAUCACUGUUCUCAUGUAUGACCUCCUCACUGUUCUCAUGAACUAUUUCAUCACUGUUCUCAUGUAUGACCUCCUCACUGUUCUCGUGAACUAUUUCAACACUGUUCUCAUGAACGACCUCCUCACUGUUCUCAUGAACUAUUUCAUCACUGUUCUCAUGUAUGACCUCCUCACUGUUCUCGUGAACUAUUUCAUCACUGUUCUCAUGUAUGACCUCCUCACUGUUCUCGUGAACUAUUUCAUCACUGUUCUCAUGUAUGACCUCCUCACUGUUCUCAUGAACUAUUUCAUCACUUUCUCAUGUAUGACCUCCUCACUGUUCUCAUGA